This is a messenger RNA of Hyla sarda, 2314 nucleotides long. RefSeq names its product dihydrouridine synthase 3 like (gene DUS3L). The record is from RefSeq and is a predicted model, not a curated record. The coding region runs from base 251 to 2260 and encodes 669 amino acids. The transcript is spliced from 15 exons. Gene Ontology annotation, biological process: tRNA processing. NCBI's taxonomy places the organism in Eukaryota, Metazoa, Chordata, Amphibia, Anura, Hylidae. Gene Ontology annotation, molecular function: tRNA dihydrouridine synthase activity; metal ion binding; RNA binding.
ACAGUGGGACCAGGCACGGUAGAGACGCCACCGGCCAGUUCCACCAAACAGCAAACACCAGGAAGGAACAGUUAACUUAAUCUAAACUUGGAAAACUGACUGUGUCUCCUGUUUAAACAAACCCAGUCACCAGAAUCUUUGAAUGAACUGUAUUAACACCAGGAGGAUGUACACCACCUCUACAUAGCCUCGCAUAAGGUCUACAUACAGAAGCUUCAAUGCACACACAGACCAAGUGAACACCAUUAGAAUGGCAGAAGGAGGCAGCAAGAGCGCUGAGAACGGCAGAACGGAAGGCGCGAGCGUGGAUUCUGACCGAGGCGUCGCUGCUAUUAAACCUCAGUUUUUAACUACAAAGGACGCCUUCCAUGCUUUUAUAGACAAAGGUGGUAAAGAUGCCGCAGAGGGAACGAUUGAUUCUGAACAGAGCAACAGCAAUGAUGAAAGCUGCUACGCCGCAGAGGAGCCUCAGGCAAAAAAGAUUAAAUUGGAUGAUUCGGGAAGAAAUGAAGAUCAGGAGGAGAAGGGUGAAGAAGAUAAGCAGGACAAGAAGAGGGCGAGAGGGCAGAACAAGAGCCGCCCUCAUGUGAAGUAUCACCAGCUGGAGCAGCAGCGGCUGUGCCCGUCUAUCGUCCAGGAAUGUGCCAGUAAAUGUUUCUUUGGUGACAAAUGUAAGUUUCUACACGAUGUUGAGAAAUACCUGACGGGGAAGCAAGAAGAUAUUGGACCCACAUGUUACCUCUACGAGACCCUCGGCAAAUGCAUCUACGGGAUCACCUGCCGAUUUGCCAAAUCGCACCUGGGUGCCGGCUAUAAGAAUGUUAUAAAUGAGGAGCGGGUGAAAGAACAAGAGGGUAAAGUGCUGGUGAGGAACAGUUUGGGCAAGGAGCUCCAGCUGCAGCUGAGGAAGAAGAAGUUUUUAUUUGAGAAAUCUGAAAGGUACCUGAAGCUGCUGAGCAAAUCCCAAAAAAACAGAAAUGAGAAAAGGAAGACUGGGGCCAAGGGUGAGACUGAAUGGGGCCGUCCGGGGGAGGCUACAACGGAAGGAGGUGACCUUGGUGCGGGUACAGACACUGCAAAGGGUCCUACAGAUGAAGUCCACGCUGUGCAGACGCCUCAGGAGACCCCCACGGAGGUCCCAAGGGUCACUAUCGGGGCUAUAACAGACGAAGAUAUUAUAAAACUCCGACCGUGUGAGAAGAAAACGAUUGAUUUCCGGAACAAAUUGUACCUCGCUCCGUUAACUACGUGUGGGAAUCUUCCAUAUAGAAGAAUAUGUAAGCGGUACGGAGCAGACAUCACGUGCGGAGAGAUGGCCAUGUGCACCAACCUCCUCCAGGGGCAGCCGUCAGAAUGGGCACUGAUGAAGAGACACCAUACCGAGGACCUGUUCGGUGUGCAGCUAGAGGGCGCCUUCCCUGACACAAUGACCAAAUGUGCCGAACUGCUCAACAAAAGCAUUGAGGUCGACUUUGUGGAUAUUAAUGUUGGUUGUCCUAUCGACUUGGUCUAUAGGAAGGGUGGAGGAUGUGGUUUAAUGACCAGAACAAACAAGUUUGAAGACAUUGUGAGAGGCAUGAACUCUGUUCUAGACGUGCCCCUCACUGUGAAGAUCAGGACUGGGGUCCAGGAAAAGGUCAACCUGGCCCAUAAACUCAUCCCAGAGCUUCGGGAUUGGGGGGUGUCCCUGGUUACACUACAUGGAAGAUCCCGGGAGCAGCGUUACACAAAAGUUGCCGACUGGGAGUAUAUUAAACAAUGCGCUAAAAUUGCGCAGCCCCUGCCCUUAUUUGGUAAUGGAGAUAUCUUCUCUUUUGAGGAUGCUAAUCGAGCGUUGGAGACCGGGGUUUCGGGGAUUAUGGUGGCCAGGGGGGCGCUGGUGAAACCCUGGCUGUUCACAGAGAUAAAAGAACAGCGGCACUGGGACAUAUCCUCUUCGGAACGCUUCGAUAUCCUCCGAGACUUUACCAACUAUGGAUUGGAGCACUGGGGCUCAGAUACGCAGGGGGUGGAAAGGACAAGGAAGUUCAUGCUGGAGUGGUUGUCCUUCCUGUGCAGGUACAUCCCCGUUGGUUUAUUGGAGCGCGUUCCUCAGAAGCUGAAUGAGAGACCUCCAUAUUAUUUGGGAAGAGACUACCUGGAGACGCUGAUGGCUAGUCAGAAUGUAUCCGACUGGAUAAAGAUCAGUGAAAUGUUGCUGGGUCCUGUUCCCCCGAACUUCACUUUUCUGCCAAAGCACAAAGCCAAUUCUUAUAGAUGAAGGUUUUAUUAAACUGUUUUGAACUAUUCUUUUUAAUAAACACUUAGAGCCGUG